GAAAUAAAGGAGAAGAAGGUUCAUUAGGUGAGCAAGGGCUAGAAGGCUUGCUCGGACCAGCAGGACCUGAUGGUGAUCAAGGUGACAUGGGAGAAAAAGGAAACACAGGGCCACAAGGUCCUCCAGGCCAAACUGGGAUUCCAGGGCAACCAGGAUCAGCAUCCACAUGGAGUAGUGGGUUCCUGCUUGUUUUGCAUAGUCAGUCAGAAACAGAACCGUUUUGCCCUGAGGGAAUGACAAGAUUAUGGACUGGAUACAGUCUGCUGUAUUUUGAAGGGCAGGAGAAAGCCCAUAAUCAAGACCUUGGUCUGGCUGGAUCCUGCCUUCCAGUGUUUAGCACUAUGCCUUUUACCUACUGCAAUGUCAAUCAAGUCUGCUACUAUGCAAGUCGAAAUGAUAAAUCUUACUGGCUUUCAAGUGCAGCUCCUUUGCCCAUGAUGCCCCUCUCAGAUGAAGAAAUAGAGCACUAUAUUAGUAGAUGUGUAGUAUGUGAAGCUCCUGCCCAAGCUGUUGCAGUUCAUAGUCAAGAUCAAUCCAUUCCUUCUUGUCCACCAAACUGGAGAAGUCUUUGGAUAGGUUACUCAUUCUUAAUG
Notechis scutatus (mainland tiger snake) is the source of this 593-nucleotide messenger RNA. The record is from RefSeq and is a predicted model, not a curated record. Lineage: Eukaryota; Metazoa; Chordata; Lepidosauria; Squamata; Elapidae.